This is a messenger RNA of Lottia gigantea (owl limpet), 276 nucleotides long. RefSeq lists its product as hypothetical. Gene Ontology annotation, molecular function: protein tag activity. The transcript is spliced from 4 exons. Gene Ontology annotation, biological process: protein urmylation; tRNA thio-modification. Gene Ontology annotation, cellular component: cytoplasm; nucleus. The annotation marks the transcript as partial. The record is from RefSeq and is a predicted model, not a curated record. Lineage: Eukaryota; Metazoa; Mollusca; Gastropoda; Lottiidae.
UUCAGUGGUGGUGCUGAAUUGUUGUUUGACCAUAUUAAAAAACAUCAAGUUUCUUUACCUCAACAAAAUGAUAAAUGGACAAUCAAGAAGUUAUUAAUAUGGAUGAAAGAUAAUUUAUUAAAAGAAAGACCUGAAUUGUUUUUACAAGGAGAAACAGUACGACCUGGUAUUCUAGUUUUAGUCAAUGAAGCAGAUUGGGAAUUAGUGGGAGAAUUAGAUUAUGAAAUACAAGAUAAAGAUAAGAUUGUUUUUAUAUCAACUUUACAUGGUGGAUGA